CUAAUUUAUUUGUAACAAAAAUAAUAAAAUAAAAAUUCACAUUUUUUAGGCUCCACCAAAUAUAAUCUCUCAGGAGCAAAGAAAUGCAGCGGAGACAGUUUUCCUGGACUUCCGCAAGACAACAAUGCCUUACCAGCUGUGCCGUGAAAUCUUAGAAACAAGUAGCGUAGAUUACGUUCUAUUUGAAUCAGCAGGUUUAAUAAAAGGAGCCUUAGUCCGAGAAUGGACCCUGCUGCCAUCAGCAGACAUCGGAUCACUGCAGCAGUACCUCUUGCAUUACAUAGUAAACAAACCAACCUUGGCACCGUUCGUCAGAGAGCGGAUUCUCCAGGUGAUAGCAAUAAUGGUGAAGCGAAAGAGCGUCGAGGACUCUGGAGCAAACCGCGGAGUGCUGCUGAACCAAGUGGAGUCGAUGGUGACGAGCGGGGACUCAAAGAGACAACUGCUCGGCUGCAGCAUCAUGUCAGCUCUCAUGCAAGAGUACGCAACGACUGCCAAGUCUUCAGAAGUCGGUUUGACCUGGGACCUCCACUUCAAAGCCAAGCAGCAGUUUGAAAUCACAGACUUGAAGCGUAUUUUUAAAUUUGUAACCACUGCGCUGUCCGAGCUAACCAAGGACUCGGUCCCCAUGGAGACUUUGCCGUUGAUAAAACACUUGUUGUCAAUUGCCGAGGCAGCUCUCACCUGGGGCUACGUGAUAUUCGACUCGAUGUCUCAGGGGUUGAUAAGACUCUUCGAAGAUUUCUCGGAGUCUGAAGCCAGCCCAUCUUUGCGGCCAGAAAAAGUUUGGCAAGAUGUCAUCCUGGAUCCUAUGAUCAUACAAAUAUUUUUUACACUUUAUUGGAAGGUUCGGACUAACUUGCAAUUAGCACAUCAUGCCAGAAGCUGCUUAGUACAGCUGGCUAGUUUAAACGGCAAGGUAAUGGCCACUCAUGAAUUAAAACUCCAGUACUCGAGCAACUAUGUACAGAAUUUUAUAAAACUUAUUUCUAAUAUUGAAAUAAUCGACCAAGAAGCGCUGGGUGUUGCUAAUAUUGUCAGAAGAAUCACAAUGUUCUUUGGACUGACGCUGCAGUCUCUUGCGCCGGAAAUUUUUGGAUCUUUUAUGGAACAAGUUACCAGACUGACGUGUAUUUUUGCAGAAGGAGCUGCUCAGGAAGAUUCGAUGUGUCCUGAUGACUACUUGUACAUGGAAGCAUUCGAGCGAAUGCUUGAAUCCUGGUCUUCAAUUUUAUCCAAGAAGAGCAGAUAUCAAGACAGUUUCUUCGAGCCGAGUUUCGUUCAAAUAUUUAAUGUUUAUUUAAAAUGCCGACUGUCACCGCCGGACGGUACUCGAUCUUUACGUCAGGAAUUGAGUCAGCUGACAUCAUCGCAAAGAGAAUCAUUUGUCGCUCACGGGAAUAUGAAUGAAGCUCUGCAAAAUUUAUACGAAGAUUUACAUUGGCUGGUAUUAAUAGCUGGACAUAUUUUAUGUUUCGAUUCAAUUGGUGAAGUAGCUCUCAUACCUGCUCAGAUGAUUAAAUACAGCAUGGAACAGGCAGAGCAAGGUAAAUCAGAUGUCAACGUCUCUCUCCAAUUAAUGGCGUCUCCUCAGUGUAACCUCUCAGACAUUCCUGGAGCGGAGGAGUCAUCAGACCACGUAAUACGUUUAACCGCAGCGAUCUUUCGUCUCUGUGAAAUAAAACGCAGUGCAAUAGAAGCCAAUCUCGCUAAUUUAUUAAGUCCCGAAUUGAUCAGCAGCGUUGUCUGGUUCCUGCAUCGAUGGUCACUGAGUUAUUUACUGCCAACCGAAAAUUACUACUCUGAAAUAAGUACAACACUGAUUCAGGCAUUCGGAACUGACGGCGCAGGAGCACAGUGGGCUGUUAAUUUUCUGCUGGACAAUAUUAAGUGUAUAAUUAAUGUGUUUAAAGGAGAAGAGACACUAGCUGAAGAUACUGUUAAAUUGCUGGUGGGUCUAGUUGAUACUCCUACAAAGUCAUAUUAUGUAUUAAAGUCAGAACAAAUUGGAAGCUUAAUUGACCUGGCAACAAAAAAUAGUUUUAGUCUUCCUCAAGUUGCCAAGAGAGGAAUAAUGUCUACUGUCGUUCAAGUCGGGAUUGCGCUGAAGAACAAAAGCAAUGAAAAGCAAUACUGGUCACAAACUCUUCAGCCGCUGCUUGAUCAAUUCAAACAAAUUAUUUCUAGGAAUGACUUUUCACGAUCGUGCCAUCAAGAAGAUAUUAAAUUGCAAAUAACAGAACUUUUAGAAUUUUUUAUCGGUAUUGCUCAAGGCGCUCAGUCGUCUACAGCUAAAACUAUUUUUCAGUACAUCUGUCCAGUAUUGGCAGAAGUAGCUAAUUUAUUGACGGCUUAUCAUAACUAUCCGCAAAUAGUUAAACUACUUAUUGAAUUUCUUUUUGAAUGUACAAGAAGGAUACUUUGUUACUUGACCGAGGAAGAAGGUAUUAAAUUGUACGAAGCAAGUUUGCACACCAUACAGAGUUACGCUCGAUGUAACAGCAAUCGUAUAACUACUGACUCGACAAACGAAGAAAAUACCUACGAAGAUAUUCUUCUGCUCAUGCAAUUAUUGACUCACUUACUGAGUGAAGAUAUGUUCAGGCUAGACCGUGUAGAUAGUAAAUCGAGACAAAAGCAAUUAGUCACUUCUGCAGAUGUAUUUUUAUAUGGUCUUAAUAUUAUUAUGCCAAUGAUGACACUUGAGUUGCUUAAAUUUCCUUCUUUGUGUCACCAAUAUUUUAAAAUGAUAACAUUAAUAUGUGAAAUGCAUCCAAGGAAAGUCUGUGAAUUACCUCUUGAUUUGCUCAAGCAAUUAAUGGCCUCAGUAGAAUUAGGAUUUUAUUCAUUUGGUAAUGAUGUCACAAAUAUUUGUUGUGAUAUUAUUAGAUUGAUUGCUAAAUAUUUGCAUGGAGAAAAUUUAAAAGGUCACCCAAAAAAUCCAAUCAUUGCACCAUUUAUGAAUGUAAUAAUGAAUUUGGUACUUUCACAACAAAUAUACUCGGACUUAAUAUCUUACAUAAGCACUCCUAUGUAUUAUUUAAUUUGCUGUUACCAAGAAGAGUACCAAAAGCUUGUGGAAAAUUUUAUAGCGUCGCAACCAAAUCAAGUAGUAGCUCAGCGACUAGCCACUGCGUUUAACAAUUUAACAGCAAAUAUUUCAAUGACUACUGAACAAUCAGAACGGCUCAAAUUUCGAAAUAAUUUUGAAAGCUUUGCUGUAGCUGUGCUGAUUAAAUAA
This is a messenger RNA of Cotesia congregata, 3241 nucleotides long. The record is from the annotation of a GenBank genome assembly. Lineage: Eukaryota; Metazoa; Arthropoda; Insecta; Hymenoptera; Braconidae.